UUUCCACUUCCACCGCCCUCAAACAAAAUAAAAAGACUCCUAACACCCAACGGACUUCUCAUUUUUCAGUUUUCAAUUCUCUCUCUCUCUCUGAGUCUGAAUUUGGAUCGAAGAAGAAGAAAGAUCUCUCUCUGCGUGGAAGAGCAACAAUCGGCUGACGUCUCCAUCUUCCUUGAUCGCUUGGAGUUCUCGCUCCAACUCAAACGCAAACGGAAACCCUAGAAUUCAAUCGAAGCCGAACAAGAAUUUCUGAUCUCCAAGUUGUCACAGCGAAAGAGGGAUUUCUUUUGUUUGUUUGUCAAUUAGGGUUUCCUUUGCUUGAGAGACCCAAAGCCCUUUCCUUGAGAGAUCCAAAGCCCCAAAGGUGCUUGUAAAUUGCUUACUAUUACUAUUAAUCAGACCCCGAUUUUGUAUUUCUUGAAGCAUACCCACUUUUAGGGUUUUCAUUAUACCUCUAUAUCUCUUUGUAAUUUUUCUAUCAAUUUGACUACUGAUAAUAGUUGUACCCUUUUUAUAUGUAUCUGGGUUUUUAAUUUUUUCUGUAAUUCUUGAAUAUACGCCAAGCGAAUUGUAUUACAUUGUUGUGGCCACAGGCUUUUUUCAUGAAAUUAAUGAAUAUUGAAUGAAUUUUUCUGCUGAUUGUUAAAUUUUUUUCGAUAUUCAGUAUUUUUUUUCUCUUCUUAUUUCUUGUUUGGGUAAAUUUUAGUGAUUAUAAUAUUGUAAAGAGAGACAUUCACAAUGGCAAUGCCCAAAUUGAAUCAACUGCCACCGCUGCCGCCUAGGAUUGGAAUGUGGGAACCGAUUUCGACUGCUCAGCCUGCUGAAUUGGAUAUGAGUAGGACCUGCGAAUUACAGAAGUUUAUGGAGGAUGCAGGGUUAUACGAGAGUGGUGAAGAAUCUCUGAAAAGGCAGGAGGUGCUGGGAAGGUUGGACCAAAUUGUGAAAGCAUGGGUCAAAAAGGUUACUGAGGCUAAGGGGUAUAAUGAGGAGAUGGUGGAAGAAGCCAAUGCUGUUAUCUUUACAUUUGGGUCUUAUCGGUUGGGUGUGAACGGCCCUGGUGCAGAUAUUGACACGCUGUGUGUUGGGCCGAGGCAUGUUACUCGGGAGGAAGAUUUCUUUGGUGAGCUUCAGAGGAUGCUGGCUGAGUUGCCUGAAGUACAAGAGUUGCAUCCUGUCCCUGAUGCUUAUGUUCCUGUCAUGAAGUUUAAGUUCGAUGGGGUUUCCAUUGAUCUUCUUUAUGCAAAGUUGGGGUUGUGGGUUAUUCCUGAUGAUUUGGAUCUUUCUGUGCCAACUUUGCUGCAAGAUUUGGAUGAGAAGAGUGUGCUUAGUCUUAAUGGGUCUAGAGUUACUGAUAAGAUCUUGCAUAUGGUUCCUAAUGUCCAGAAUUUUCAGAUGACAUUAAGAUGCAUAAGAUAUUGGGCUAAACAGCGUGGCGUUUAUUCGAAUGUUGCAGGGUUUCUGGGUGGUAUAAAUUGGGCGAUUCUGGUUGCUCGGAUAUGCCAUUUGUACCCAACUGCACUGCCUAGUUUGUUGGUUUCUCGGUUUUUCAAGCUGUAUAGCCAAUGGCGGUGGCCUAAUCCUGUUUUGCUAUGUCCCAUUGAAGGAGGAUCUUUGGUGCUUCCGUCUUGGGAUCCUAGAAGAAAUUUCAGAGACAGGAACGAUUUAAUGCCCAUAAUCACACCGGUAUAUCCUUGCAUCAACUCCAGUUACAAUGUGUCUUCAAGUACACUGUGUAUUAUGCAGCAAGAAUUUCAGAGGGGAAACAAUAUUUGUGAGGCAAUGGAUGCAAGUGUGACUGGCUGGAAUACUCUUUUUGAGCGUUUUCUUUUCUUUGAAGCAUAUAAGAACUAUCUGCAGAUAGAUAUUACUGCUCGGAAGGAUGUUGAUUUAAUGAAUUGGCAAGGAUGGGUUGAAUCUCGGCUUCGUUUGCUGACUUCAAAGAUUGAGAAAGAUACAAGAGGGAUGCUACAGUGCCACCCACAUCCUGGUGAAUGUUUAGACAAAUCCAAACGAUUCCAUCGUUGUUAUUUUAUGGGCUUGCAGCGGAAACCAGGGGUUUGUGCUCAGGAAGGUGGACCGUUUGAUAUAAGGUUUACUGUUGAGGAAUUUAAGAACAUGGUGGGGAUGUACACCUUUAAAAAGCCUGGGAUGUGGAUUGGCGUAUGUCACAUAAAACGCAAUAAUAUUCCGCUGUUUGUCUUUCCUGGUGGAGUGAGGCCUGCUCGUCCGAAGAGAGCCAGGGAAAAUGGUGCUGCUGCUGAAGUUGAUGAAGCUGGUGAUGGAAAGAAGAGAAAAAUAGAUGAAUCUAUUACAUGCCAUAAGUUGAGAAAAUUUGAUUCUGUGGCAGGGACUAAGAAUACACCUUUGGCAGUGGAAGCUAAAUUAGAUGAUGGUUCAAUCACUGCAAGAUGUCCUAUUGAGGAUUGUUCGCAAAGUUGUUUAGGAAAUGAAGGGUCUUUCAAAUUUAGCCCACCAGUGGGAGCUUCAUCUUCUGUCAGUGGUUCAUCAAGCUCUACUGCAGAUGUGAUCCUUGUUUCUGAUAUUGUUCCUGCUCCAUCUGUGUGCCAGCAAGGUUCUUCCGAAGAACAUGACAGAUUUCAAGAUGAUGCACAAUCAAUGGGUGAAGCCCAAAAAAAUUUUGGUGAAGGAACAAGGGUCGAGAAUGAAGGGGUAGGGCAAGGAGUGGCUACAGGGAGAGAUUGCUCUAAUAUCUUCAGGAACGAUGGAGGGGUAGAGGAACUUGAGCACACUGCACCAUCCUCUAAUGUAGUACCUGCUUCAUACGGUGCCCAGAAGCCACUUAUCAAGUUUAAUUUUACUUCUUUGGUUAGAGCAAACUGCUAGUGCAAUACACUAAAAUUCACUUGUCUUGAAAGUAUUUUUCAAGGAAUGAAUUCUUUAUAGAGUGUCAGACCUCAUGCUCUUUUUUUAUCCCUCCAUUGAUGACAUCUGCAAAGAUGGGCUUUGUAUUUUUUCUUAUUUUUUGGAGGUGGCCUGGUUGCUAUAGUGGAAGUUUGCAGUUUACAACACAGGCUUCUUUCCUUUACAGACCUCUUGUAUUGAAAUUAAUUUUUAGUGAAUGAAUUCAGUUUUAGAGAUUCUGACU
This is a messenger RNA of Quercus robur (English oak), 3106 nucleotides long. Its product is annotated as nuclear poly(A) polymerase 1-like. Bases 739 to 2844 code for a protein of 701 amino acids. The record is from RefSeq and is a predicted model, not a curated record. Gene Ontology annotation, molecular function: RNA binding; poly(A) RNA polymerase activity. Gene Ontology annotation, cellular component: nucleus. NCBI's taxonomy places the organism in Eukaryota, Viridiplantae, Streptophyta, Magnoliopsida, Fagales, Fagaceae. The transcript has a single exon.